Linum tenue is the source of this 1242-nucleotide messenger RNA. The record is from the annotation of a GenBank genome assembly. NCBI's taxonomy places the organism in Eukaryota, Viridiplantae, Streptophyta, Magnoliopsida, Malpighiales, Linaceae.
AGCUUUUUCUGCUCCUCUUCUCGACUGUAUUAGGGUUUUCUCGUAUUUCUGAUCGCUCUAUAAGCCGUUUCGCUGUCGUUGCUCAUCUCUCUCCCGCCGACUCUCGGUUUUCAUCGUGUAACUGCAUACCGCUACGGCGCACGGCGAGUAAACAGCUGACCCGAAGAGAGCGAAUUGUAAGCAGAGGAAGCUCCAGCAAAAAUGUCGUCGCUGAAGAAUGUUCUUCCUCAAAGAACCCACAAGGAACGAGCUCAACCGGAGUCGAGAAAGAAAUUUGGGCUUCUGGAGAAGCACAAAGACUAUGUUGUUCGUGCAAAGGCGUUCCAGAAGAAGCAAGAGACUUUACAGAGGCUCAGAGAGAAAGCAGCUUUCAGAAAUCCUGAUGAGUUUAACUUUGGCAUGAUCAAAUCCCGAACUGUAGAUGGAGUCCAUCGUUCAGUGGGUGAGGCAAACAAAUACACGCAAGAUGAACUGAUGCUGAUGAAGACGCAAGAUAUCGGAUAUGUGCUUCAGAAACUUCAGAGCGAGAAAAAGAAAGUUGAAAAGCUUACAUCCGUCUUGCACUCAGUCGGAAACCAGCCGUCAACCAGUCACAUCUAUUUUGCUGAAGAUAGAGAGGAGGCUGAAGAGAUAAGGUCAUGCCGUGCCAAAAACAAUGAGGGUAGUUCCACUGCAGAAAAGCCUGUGCCUGAUCAUAUUAAGAGGAGAUUAGCCGGUUCUUACAGAGAGCUAGAAGCCCGGAAGAACAGAGUGACUCAGUUAGAGAAGCUGUACAUGGAGAUGACAUUACAGAAGGAACUGCAGAAAAAGGGACGAAAGCGCAAGUUACGUGAAGAUGAGACUCUGGCGCCUACAUCAGGGCCAGUAUACAAGUGGAGAAAAGAACGGAAGAGGUGAAAAUUCCGGCGUAUCACAAGUUGGUGUCUGUUUGUAUUCAUUUAGCCGCCAGCAGAUCCAGUGAAAGUUCAUUUUCACAACUGGAGUGGCUUUGACACCGAGAUUUGAACUAGGUACUAGAUAGAGAGGCGUUGCAGUUGUCAUCAAUCUCUUCAUGGCUCUCUACCUUAAUUAGUUAAACUCAAAAUACAGAUUGUUCAAGAGUGUAGCUACCUUUAUGCACUUUUCCCCACAUCUUACCAAUAACCUUGGAAAACUUUUAACGUCAGUUCUCUUUCCCGUCAUGUUUGCAAUUUUCCAGGUGGUCUCAUUCUUCAGGUUCACCUGGAGGUCAAGAAUUUUGAG